Messenger RNA from Zootoca vivipara (common lizard), 11579 nucleotides. RefSeq names its product zinc fingers and homeoboxes 1 (gene ZHX1). Gene Ontology annotation, cellular component: nucleus. NCBI's taxonomy places the organism in Eukaryota, Metazoa, Chordata, Lepidosauria, Squamata, Lacertidae. Gene Ontology annotation, molecular function: DNA-binding transcription factor activity, RNA polymerase II-specific; DNA binding. Gene Ontology annotation, biological process: regulation of transcription by RNA polymerase II. The record is from RefSeq and is a predicted model, not a curated record.
CAUUGGCUCCGCCCUUUUUCCUCCGUUCCUUCCGGCUCCUUUCUCUGGGUUGCCUAUGAGUGAAUGUGAGACUUUUGCACACAUUCGCAGUUUGCUGCGGCGCUUCUCUCCCCCCCCAUCGCUUUUAUUUUAUUGAUUUUUUAAAUAGAAAAUAUCCAUUGGUGUCAUCGGGUGUAGAGGGAGGGAGAGGAACGAACCUCUAGUUUUCAUGCUGCGUGGGGGGAAAGUGAACGAGGGCGGUGGGCUGCGCUCUCUCUCUCUUUUUAAAAAAGUCUUAUUCUUUAAAGUGCUGGCUUCCAGUUCAAAGUUCACAAAGCAUCGCUACUCCUCCUCCCCCUAAAAAGUGCAGUAGGUCUCUCUUUUUUUUUAAUGCAAGAUGGCGGACUUGCACUGAAGAAGCAGAAAUGCAGAGGUCUCUAAAAGCUGCUUGCAAAAAUAUUGCAAGGUGGUAGACACCGAAGUUAAGAAGCUGCUGCUUGUUCUUUUAUCCUUUGCACUGCAAGUCGCCGUCCUGCCUUGUUGCACUACAGGGAUGCUGCUAACGGGCUGAAGAAUGCUGAGAACCUGCCAUGCGUUGACGGAGAACCAAAAGCCAUUACCGUAACACAAUCCUCCAGGAAGCUUGACACGGAGUGGGAGCCGCGUCAACUCAAACCUGCCAGGUCUCUUUGCCGCAGCAGAAUGGCAAGUAAGCGGAAAUCCACUACGCCCUGCAUGGUCUUAGCAAGUGAGCCAGACCCAGACUUGGAGGUGGUCUCUGACGUGGAAGAAGGUCCAGCUGCGAUCACGCCAGCAGGGAGCGUCUCGAGUGACGAAGACUCUCAAGAAUAUGCAGACUCGGACAAUCAGCAAAAAAAAAAAGUCGAAGGGGGUUAUGAAUGCAAGUACUGUACCUUCCAGACUCCAGAUCUCAAUAUGUUUACUUUCCACGUGGAUUCCGAGCACCCGACCAUCGUACUGAGCUCCUCCUAUGUCUGUCUUGAGUGCAAGUUCGUCACCAAGAGGUAUGACGCCCUUUCGGAGCACAAUAUGAAAUACCACCCCGGAGAGGAGAACUUUAAGCUCACCAUGGUGAAGCGAAACAACCAGACCAUCUUUGAGCAGACGGUGAACGAUCUCACUUUUGAUGGGAGUUUUGUCCAGGAGGAGAAAGCGGAGGAGUCGGAAGCUUCCGAGGGCCAUUUGUCGGGCAUCUCGAUCAGCAAGACCCCAAUCAUGAAAAGGAUGAAGAAUAAGAGCGAAUCGAAGCGGAUCGCCGUUUUCCACAACGCAGCGGAGGAUGGUGCCACAGAGGAGAAAGAUGCCGAAUCGGACCCGGAGUGUGAGGAAAUCCUAGAGAAACCGGCUCCUGCCGUUUCGGACCCCAACCCGAGUAAUUCGCUGGCGGCGGAAACCAUUAGCACGGUUGUGAACCCCACCGCAGUGAUCCAGCCUGCGCAAGUGAUUACUACCAUCACGUCUCCGCAGAACUCCAACUUGAUUUCUAAAGUCUUGAUCCCUAUCAAUAGCAUUCCGACCUAUAACACUGCUUUGGAUAACAACCCCCUCUUGCUCAACACCUACAACAAGUUCCCGUACCCGACGGUGUCGGAAAUCGCACUUCUAGCCACGCAAGCGAAAUACACCGAGGAGCAGGUCAAGAUCUGGUUCUCUGCCCAGCGCCUGAAGCACGGCGUCAGCUGGACGCCGGAGGAGGUGGAGGAAGCAAGGAGGAAGCAGUUCAACGGCACUGUGCACACUGUCCCCCAGACCAUUACGGUCAUUCCGGCACACAUCUCGGCAGCCAGCAACGGCCUGCCUUCCAUUCUGCAGACCUGCCAAAUAGUUGGCCAGCCGGGCCUGGUGCUUACGCAAGUCACGGGCGCCGGCACACUUCCGGUGACUGCCCCGAUCGCGCUGACGGUGGCCGGAGUCCCGAACCCGGCCCAGUUGCAGAAGGCGCAGGUGCAAGCGACUCAGCCCGUUACCGAAACCAAGCAGGUGGCUGCCGUCCCGGCCCCUCAGCUUACCAAAUCGGAGGUGGCGGCGGCGGCAUCAAACGUGGACAUGGUCGGGGGGCGUACGAAGAAGACCAAGGAGCAGCUGACGGCGCUGAAGAUCAGCUACCUGAAAAGCCACUUCCCUCUCGACUCAGAGAUCGUUCGGCUCAUGAAAGCGACAGGCCUGACCAAAGGAGAGAUCAAGAAAUGGUUCAGUGACACCCGGUACAACCAGAGGAACUCGAAGCACAACCACUAUAACCAUCUCAGCAACGACUCCUGCACCAUUGUGAUUGACUCGAGCGACGAGACAAACGAGCCCUCGACAAUGGUGCAGCCGCAGCAGAAGCCGUCCUGGAAUGCCUCUGACCUCAGCCCCCAGAAAUUUAAGGGGAAGACUGCCGAGCAGCUGCAGGUCCUCCAAGACAGUUUCCACAACAACCCUGCUCUUACAGACGAAGAACUGAACAGGAUACGGUCGGAGACCAAGCUGACCAGGCGGGAGAUAGACGCUUGGUUUUCGGAACAGAAGAAGCCGAACGUUCCGCAGGACGAAAGCGAGGAAUUGGCUGAAAGUAAUUCAGGAAGCUUGAAGGAAGCAUCUGCUGAGGCUUGUGGUGGGGAAGGAACUGGAGCCCAGAAGUCGGGGAAGCUGUUUAAGAAGUCGCCAGAACAACUGCAUAUGCUCAAAAUGUCCUUCGUCCGGACGCAGUGGCCGUCUGCGGAAGAAUACGACAAGUUGGCAGAAGAGACCAGGCUCCCCCGGCCGGAGAUCGUUAGCUGGUUUGGAGACACGCGUUACGCCUGGAAAAAUGGCGGCUUGAAAUGGUACUACUACUACCAAGGGCCCAAUGCAAGCAGUAUGAAUGGCCAAGGCUAUUCGAGGCGGAGGGGGAGAGGACGGCCAAAAGGCAGAGGGAGGGGAAGGCCUCGUGGGCGGCCGAAAGCCAACAAACGGACCAGGCCUUGGGAACGGACGCCGAUCAUCAAAUUUAAAACUGGAAAAGCCAUCCUGAAGGACUAUUACCUGAAACACAAAUUCCUUAACGAGCAGGACCUUGACGAGCUGGUGGCCAAAUCGCACAUGGGAUACGAGCAGGUCAGGGAGUGGUUUGCGGAGAAGCAGAGGAGAGCCGACUUGGGCCUUGAGUUGUUUGAGGAGGAAGACGACGAGGAGGAGCCAUUGGAAGAGCAGGACGAUGAAGAAGAAGGCGAGGCUGAGGAGGAGGACGAAGAAACAGAUGACAGCGACAACUGGGAGCCUCCUCGACACGUUCGACGUAAGCUCUCAAAAUCGGACUGAGGUUCCAGUUCUUUGGUCGCGGGACAUGGCUGUGCGGUGUCAAAUGAUUGACGCUGUCCGUCCAGUCCUGGUGGCCCCUAAAGAUUCCCUCCACUUUUGGAAAGGGGGAAGUGAGUCACUGACUCCUGCAGCAAUCGCAUAUUUGCUCCUUGGUUGGCCGAAGUGAACAAGCAGUUCCAGGAUUUGGAAUUUACAAAUUUGGCUCUCCUCCACAUCUCUGCUGGCGAGGCUGCACCACAUGAGGGACUGUUGGUUUAAUGGCCUUAUGUUUGAUUCCAAAAAUCCUUUAAGGGUGCAGAUGCUUUUUUAAAAAAAUAAAAAUAAAAUAAAGAAUCCUCUUAACCGCAGUAGGAAAAUUAACUGAAAAACGAUGUUUGAAAAACGUGCUUCAUGUUGCAAAACUGCAUGUCUAUUUUCCUCCCUCUGAGCAGAAGGACAAUUUUAUUUUAUUUUUCCAGAGAAAAACAAGAUGGGUUGGGGUAAAGGAUACCAAAGGGCAAAUAGCAGCAAAAAUGUGCGAGGAUGGCUUGCGGUUUUUAUGUGUUUUCUUAGGACAAUAGAGGAAAAGGAGUACCUUUGUUACAUCCGAAGCCUGUGUGCUAGGUUUACAGAAGUCCUAUUGAAUGUGUCUCUCUAGCUGUGUUCAGGGAGCUUGGGUUGGAAGUAUGCUUUUAUAUUAAAAACUAAUCAGUGUAUAUCAUAUUUAAAUACUAGAUAUGAUUAAUGCAGCCAAUACCAAAACUUGUCUUUGACCGUGCAGUUCUUUUGAAAUCGCCAACAAUAAUGGGUUGCCUCCGUACAGAAAGGUCCCCAAAAUAUGUAUAGCAGGCUUUUUUUAAGGAAAAGAGCAAAGCUUAUAAAAAAACAACAACACAACAGCUGCCUUGGUUUUUAAAGAGCAAUGGCCAAAUACUUUAGCCUGGAGGAGCCUGACAGUUCCCAGCCUAGACAUCAUCUCUUCUACUUCUCCAUUGUGACUCUCCCAACCCAUCACACCGUCAAGCAACUUUGACUGGGGAGAAUCUGCCUACACAACCUGUAGAACAGAUAUUGUUGGGACUCCCAACUCCCAUCAGCCCCAGGCAGCAUGGCCAAUGGUCAGGGAUGAUGGGAGUUGUAGUUCAGCAGCAUUGGAAAGCCACAGCUGGCAUCCCGUCUAUCGUGGGGAAUAUGCCAAAAAGCAUCCUGUGAGUCACAGUAGCUUGUGGUUACAACGUGGUGCUGAUAACGCCAAGUUUGCAGGUCUGAUCCUUGUAAGGAAUGCCUGCAUGCAUAUUCCUGCAUUGCAGGGGGUUGAACUAGAUGGUCCUCCGGGUCCCGUCCAACUCCAGUGAUUGAAGAUAUGCCACUGUUUGCCAGCUUAGAAGGGGCGCCAUUUGCUUUCUGCCAGGCACAGAACGGGUGUAAGGGGUCGAAUGGGAAUAAUGACAAGAAUUGGAUUGGAACUUGCAAUCCUUGCUUGAGAAGAUCGGUGGUUCCCAAAUUCCCUCUGUCAAGGAACUCGUGGAUUUGAAGUCUCCCGCCCAGUAUAAUAUAUAAGACCAAGCAAAGCAGUUCAGCUAGCGGAACUUGCUCUGGGUCUGUAAUCCUGCAACCAGGCAAACCGAGCAGAUAAGGUCAGGUGGAACCCAAGGUGUCUUUGUCUUGUGUGCUGUGCUUUAAGCGGCAUAGAGCGAAAAGAACGCAACAAAGGAACCAGCGGCCUGUCUCCUUGUGGUCCAGCAACAUUGCCCUGCAAAUUGUGUGGUCCCCUGCAAGCCACGUACAGAUUGGGAGUCAGUUGCAGAGCAGGCAGGCGGUCAGAAAUGUGAGUUAACGGGAGCUUGCAGUGUGUCCAACCCCUCCACUUUAGGGACUUUGAAACAGGUUUGCAAGCUGGAGAGAGAGCGCGCAGCCUGAGAUCCAUAUAACUUCAGGUUUAUUUUUACAGCCUUUUUUUUGCUUUGCCAGUGUUUGAAUUCAUACACGGUUUAAAAUUGUGACAUUUCCUGCCUUUCCAGCACUGGGCGUGUGGCUAAAUCUCCUGUGUGGUUCAGCGUUGCCUCAUUUGUCUUCCUUUGCAGUUGUAGCUCGAGCAGAUGAAUUUGAACAGCUAGUUGAACCAGACUUCACAGUAACUAAUUCAGGCAGCCAAUUACUUCUGCAACUUUGCAGCGCAGCCAAGCAUUCUUCUUUCCAGUUCAGUUCUUUACCUUAUUUAUUUCCUUUAACUUGCUAGGGGGGAAAUCCUUUGUGGCGUUCAGUAUUAGCCUCCAGAAAGCUGCCUUUUCCCAAGCGUUUGACAGGCCAACUUAAAAACCGUGCACUGGAAUUAUUUGUCAAAAUUAGCCAGCUUUCAAACGGGCAUGGUCCGAUGCAGUGCUAACGUCCUGCAAACCAUGGUUUACAACUUCAAAACCAGCCUCAAAUAAAUGUGUUCCUCCACCCACCCACACCUUCCAUGUUUAACCAUAGUUAAACACAGUUAACCAGGUUUUCUUAGGACCAACUCAUUCCAAACUAUCGUUUCAAACUGUGGUUUACGAGAGGACUGUUGUUUUGUAUUUGCACAUAUGAAAUGCUAAGUCAUGGUUAAAGCCAGUCAGGGAAGGGAGAUGGAGAGUUGCUGAUGUGCAAACCGUGGUUUACAGGGAGCCAGUGUUUCAUUUUCACUUGUUUCCAACAUCCAAGCCCUUCUCUCAAUGCUUUAUGCACAGGGGCUGGUGAUUGUGGUUUUGACACAGUUGACUUGCGCCGUUUUUGUGGAGAGGGCAUGAUUCCUGUGUUUUGUGCUUUUAAUGUGGGAAAGUAAUCACAAAAGUAUUUUUCCCUUAGUCUUUCAUGUAACAAAAAUUUCCCCUCCUCAAAGCAGAAGCAGGUGGUUUGAUCUUAGGCCUCCCCCCCCCCCAGCAUGGUUUAAAAAAACCUGCUGUCUUCACAUUAGGACACAUCUGCAUGAAGAGCAUUGUGAAAAUGAUGCAGUUAAAACCAAACCUUCCCGAGGAUUUUGCCAUCUUUAAGGGGGUGGGACUUAAGACUGGGUCCCUUCCAACUCUAUGAUUCCAGUUCAGUGGAAGCGAACAUCGAUACUGGCACUUGUUUUUGAAGCUAUUUUGGUUCUGGCAGCAUGCCAUAGGAAAUAAAUCCUCUCUGUGGCAUUUCUUUAUGAGCGGCAAUUUUUGUUUGUUAAAUUGCAGGCUGUUUCGCACUUCGGCAUCUCGAGGGGGGGGGGCGGACCUGUGUUGAGCUGUUGGGAAUAGGCCUAUGUAUUUAAAAUGUAGUCAGUCGGUUCAGAAAGCGGGUUGAGUCGAAAUCUCUCUCUUGGUUGACAAGACAGACUACAGCCCACCUAUUAAGACAUUUUGGGCGCUUUUGAAAAUUGGGAGGCAAUGUAUGUCUGUUCCCCCCCCCCCUAAGCAUCACCACCAAUUUAAGAGCAAGUUUAACAGAGGGGCACAUGGAUUUAAAAAUGCCAAGUGGAGAGGUCCAUGUCUUCGCUUCUUUCAUCAACCAAAACAGGAGAGGGUUUGGAGGUCAACGGGGAACUCGCACAGAACUGUCCACUCUGCACUAGAGAAAUCAACCCCAUAUUUGAAGUCUGUUGCCUUUCGUUUGCUAUUUUUGUUCAAGUGUGUUGUGGGACCCAAGCAACUUCCCUUUCCAGCAGCAAAAGCAUUUUUAGCACUGAUUAAAUAAACCCUCCAAUGUAGUGAUGGCGUUUCUGUUUUUUAAAGGGGGGGGUGGCGUUUUGUUUUGUUUUGCAAAGCUGCUUUGGCCUGGCGAUAACUGUAGGAUGUUGUUUCAGCUUGCAUUUGUUUACAGCCCAGCUUUCCCCAACUCCGCUUAAAAAGGAAAAUAUUGAAAAAUGAUAGCGUUGCAAGCACAAGGUUGCGAGGUGACGACCAGCACUGUGACGAGAUGAAGCGUGGGGCUGCCUGUUACGUUGCUCUUUUUCAAAGUGGCUUUCUUCCUAAUUUCUGGGAAAACUCUGCUCAGCAAUUUGCUGUUUUUCCUAGGAAAUGUUUUGGGGUGUAAUACAGGGUGAGAGAAUUGCACUGAGUGCCUCAAGGGUUCCAAGAUUUUCCUUCCACGAAACUGCUGCCGCUUUUCCUGUACGUACAUUAAGCAUAUUAUUUAUCCUGAUUUGCAGUUUGCAAAUACUGCGUUGGGAUUUUAUUUGGGAUACGAGAAUGGUGCUUUGGUAAUUGCCAGUAAAGAAUUGAGCAAGUUGCUAAAUCUGUUUUUCCUGGUUUAUCAUAAUAGCACUGCUGUUACAAAAGUUUUGGGGUUUUUACUUGACUGGUGCACAGUUUUCACCCUUCCUUGCUUCCCAAAGUGAUGAAGGGGGAAACAAGUUUUUUAGGGGGGGGGAGGCAGGCUUGCUCUGGUUUACUGUGAAUGAUGGUGGUCAGUUACCUGACCUUUUGUGAAAGCAAGAAAGGAAUUGGACAGACUGAACCCCAGGACUGGAAUAUGCCACAAGGAUUGGAUCGUCCACGAUGUGCCAAAGUUUUUUUUAAAAAAUGAACACUUCUUCAGAGCCGGCAAAAGUUCUGCACUGUAAUAUGACUGGUUCAAUGACAACUUGUACAAAGGAGGGUGGGGAGAAUCUGGUUUUAAUACAGACCAUUUUUAUUCUGCUACAUAGAAGGGAAGUUUAAUGUUUUGAAGACAUUUAAUUGAAAGGAGAAUUGGUGACCCAUUUUUCAUCUGGCUUGUACCGAUAACGAUGUUCUUGGUAUAUAAAGAUGGGCUUUAACCGCCUGUGUUCUUUGAUAAUGUGAUUUAAGCUUAUAGCUUUGAGUGACCAAACAUUUUACAGAGUAAAAGUUAUUAGAAACAAGUAAACUUGAUGGCUAUUUCUGUGUCUUAUUUAUCAGGAUUUGCACAGAGGUACAUACAUACAGGUUUUUUUUAAUAAAAAGGUGGAAGCUGCAGUGGACUUUUAUACACAAGCAUCUGCAAUACGAUGAAUUGUGUAGGUGUGGCUUGUUUUCUAGAGCGGAUGUCUGUCGCUUUAAGAGAUUUGUAUUAUUUCGAACCCUCUCUUGAUCCACACAGCUGAAGAAAACACGACAUGGCUGGCAGCUAGAAUCGCAGGAAGAAGUGCCCAAAGGCAACUGCAGGAAUAAUAAAAAGUCUGCGCCAAAUAUGUUGACAAAGAGAAAUCGGGAGUUUUGAAUUUCUGAAAGGGAUUUGCAGUAGGUAAUUAUCCUGGUAUGGGCUUUUGCUACUAUAGAUGGUAAUCCCAAUUCUAGUCUCAAUUGGGUGGCCAUGGUCCCAUUAGGAAGGCCCACGAUCUUUCUUGCCAGGAGAUUUUGCAGAGACUCCAGUCGCUGGAGUACAUUCAUGUUCCAUCCCCAUAUUUCCACCCCGUAUAGCAGCAUUGGGGGAAAUAAUAUCUGCUUGCUGGUGGCGUGUCCCCCUCCAAGAUGGAAGGACAGAGCCAGAAAACAUGUUCAUACAAACAGGUAAGCCUUCCAUUCCUCCCAACAUGUUCUUGGGAUGCACAAACUUGUAUGUGCCUGGCAGCCAAUGUGAUUUUUAACGGGUGUGUGUGUGUGUGUGUGUGUUUCUUAAUGGAGCCAUUGCCUAAGGGCUGGCAACACUGACCGCCCAUUGAAUGGUCUUCCUAGCAAGGCACACUGACCCCCAUCAAAGGGCUCUCUCUCCCACCUACUUUGGCAGAGCUUUCCAUAGGGCCUGUGAGUGGCACGGGCAUAAUUGCCUGCAAGCAAAAGUUGCAAUUCUCAGCAACUGGCGUUCGGAGUCACAGUACCUUCGACAGCAGAAAAGGCAGGACACAACCAUUGGGGGUACUAGGCACUGCUAGUCUUGCUUUCCAUGGCUGAGGUGCGAUGGAGGAGGGGGGGGCUGAAACCCCUCUGGCUGUUCACACUUGGAGGGCGUUAAAAGGGCCCUGUGCCUGUGCCUUUGCUUUUUGUUGCCCAUAAUAAGAUGGGGAGAAUCCUUGGGCUUAGACGUCAGGCUGUCCAGGAGCGAGCCUAGUCUUGCCGCAAAAUUCUGCAUGAUUAUUUUUCAAUGUCAAAAUAAAUAAAAUAAAAAAAUUGUCCAGUAGCACCUUGGAGACCAACUUAGUUCGUUAAGCUUAUACCCAGAACAAACUUAGUUGGUCUCUAAGGUGCUGUUGGACAAUUUUUUAUUUUUUAUUUUUUAUUUUUGACUGUGUCAGACCAACACGGUUACCUACCUGAAUCUAUUAUUCUUCAAUGUGUGAAUGAGAGAGAGAGAGCACUUCAGUUCUUAAGGCGCAAGUUAUUGAAAUGCCCAAUUGCUACCUACGUGCCGUGUCAGUUGGCCUCGAAGCGUUUUGCAAAGAAAAAGCCUAAAUUGGAUAUAUUGAAAUGAUGCUGAAGAAGACUGGCAUGUUGAACUGGAAAUUGGGAUAGUUGGCUUUCAUAUGUAUGAACGCACGAGUGCUUGUGAACAGGCCCACUGUCCUAACAAGAGCCUGUGCACGAAUGCUAAAUAUUUUGUAGAAUCAAGGCUUUAUCUUUGCUUCAAAAUUAUCCAUUUUAAAAAAAGUCUGCUGGCUGUUAGGGUUGGCCCUCCCCACCCAUGAGGCAAGAUGAGGCGACUGCUUCGGGCAGCAGGAUCUAUUGGGGCAGCAGAUCCUGAUGUAGCUCUUCACCACCUCCUUUUCCCCUGGCAGGGAGGGGCGUACCAUUUGGUGGUUUGCUUCAGGUACCAAUAUGUCUUUGGCUGGUCCUGGCAAGUGGACUUUAUCUAUAGUGCUCUGCUUACAUUGUGAUUCUUCAGAUUUGUAAAAGAAGGUGCAGGAUGUUAAGUCCAGUUAGGUUUCCCAAGAUUUAUUAUUAUUAUUUAUUAUCACCAAAAUUGCAGAAUAAAUUAUGCAGUUUUGCAUAUACUACAUUGUUUGCAGUAUUUUUCAUCUUUUAUUUAUGCAGACUAUGGAUUGCAGUAUUCACACAGCUGUCUGUUUUAUGCAACUUGUUGAACAAUGAUAAUUUUUGCCUUAAAAAUAAAUAAAUCCAAGUAUCUGUUUGUUCACAAGAGAGUUCCUGAACAAACUUGAGCAUGCACAAUAGUUUUCUUUUAUAAACUGAAUACAAUGGGAAUAUGUUUCAGCAACAUGUUUUAAGGAUCGAGCUAUCUACUGAAAUGUUAUUUGGUGGUUGAGUUGGUCUUGCCAAUCAGAAGGUCAGCGGUUCAAAUCCCCACAACGGGGUGAGCUCCCGUUGCUCAGUCCCUGCUCCUGCCAACCUAGCAGUUCGAAAGCACAUCAAAGUGCAAGUAGAUAAAUAGGUACCGCUCUGGCGGGAAGGCAAACGGCAUUUCCAUGCGCUGCUCUGGUUCGCCAGAAGCGGCUUAGUCAUGCUGGCCACAUGACCUGGAAGCUGUAUGCCGGCUCCCUAGGCCAGUAAAGCGAGAUGAGCACCGCAACCCCAGUGUUGUCCGCGGCUGGACCUAAUGGUCAGGGGUCCCUUUACCUUACAACAGGGUGGCAGGUAGGUUCUAUUGAAUACUUGUAAUUAAAACAAAAACUCCACCAUGAGCUAUGAUGGAUCCCCUUAUAAUCUUAAUGCAUUUGUGUUUUAUUUUUUCUUUUGGCCAAUUGUGAUCUUAGAUCAGUCUGUAAUUCUUAACAUUUUCAGCACUUCAAAAGUUGGUUUGACAUGUUUUCAUAUACUGCAAAAUGAGGCCUUUUAACACAUUUAUAUAUUAUUACCCAUUUCCACUGCUGUAAUAACCACCUGCCAUUGUAAAGAGUUUUGCAUCUGCAUUUCUUUUCACAGGGUGCUGAGCUGACUUUUGCUAGCUAUGAGAUAAUUGGGGAGGGGAAUGUACAAAACAUAAUAAAAAACCAGCAGCAGGCUUCCCACAAGCAUCUGGUCUGCCGCUGUGAGAACAGGAUGCGCACUAAAUGGGCCACUGGUAAACAAGGCUAUCCUUAUGUUCUCCCUAUAUUCCAGAUUAGGGUGGACCACGGUUUACAGCAGCCCGCCCGUGUCAGGGAAAGUCAAGGCUGGUUUGGAUUUGCAGACCCCCCCAAGAGAGUGGAGGAGGAGAUGCAAAACACCCUUCAGGUGGCAGCUAGGACUCAAUCCAGAGCUCGGUUUCGCAUGCAAGCCGGCUUGCUCCAUCGGCAGACAUACUUGACGUUUAACUGCUGAAACACCGAAAAGAGAGUGGGAUAUAUAAGGCUAGGGAGUAAGGGUGGCGAGGGCGACACAGAUGCUGUGCAAUCGGUGCUGCCCAAGCCGCGCCUCCGUUUGCCCGCGCCGCGUUCCAAGCGCCAGCGGACGAGGAAUGUCUUCCCAAGCCGACCCGGAAGC